GAGAACAGGCGAACUGUACGCAAUGGCCACGGCAGCUUGCCUCCACGCACCAGCGUGGGCACUGGACCGCCAGCUCGGUAGCGGCGAUGCCAUGGCCGCCGGCGCCACGGCAGCCGGCGCAAAUCCGGCUGCACGCUCCCCGUCGUGCCUGCGCGGCGCCUUCCCCAUCCCAGCCACCAUCGCCGCCGCCCACGUCCCCGCGCCACCGCUCGCCUGCCCGCUCCCCGUCCUGCUCUGCGCGGCGCACUCCCCGUUGCAGCCGCCGCCGCCCCUGUUCCUGCGCACCGCUUGCCUGCCCUCUCAUGUCCCCGCGCCACCGCUCGCCUACCAGCUCCCCAUCCUGCUCCACACGGCAGCCUGCAGGCCGCAGGCCUUCACCGACCGCCGGCUAGCCCCCAGCCCCGCAGCAGCGCAGGCCAGCGCUACCCUCGGCUUCCUGCUCCCACCGCCAGCUCCGGCUGCGCGCCCGCUCCGACGAGCGGAUCUUGGCCUUCACCCUCGGCAGCGCGACACCGCCGUUAGUAUUGAGCUUGGUGGGGUCGGAGAAGGCGCCCUUGACCGUGCGCGUCAUCUCGACGUCGCGUUCCGGUUCCUUGCCAGGAUGCACCUUGACGGCGAGGACGCCGAUGGCCACGAGCUGUUCGGUGUCGCCAGGGCAUUGCUCGAGGAGGUGAACAUGGUGCCCGUCGACGUCGGCGAGCACCUGACGCGGAAGAGCGUCGGCGACGAUGCCGGCUCGUGCCUCGCGAGGCUGGUGGCAGCGCUACAAAAGGCCAAGGAGGCAGGCCACGCUGCGACGCGCCCGCGCCGCGCCUUGCACCUGCGCGCGCCACGUGCCUGCGCCUCACGCCGUCGCCGCUGCUAGUGUUCCGCGCCGGCGCUCGCCCUUCCGCGCCGCCAGGCCGCAGGCGGCUCGCCCCUCCGACUGGGCAGAGGUAGGGAAUUAGGGAUUUGGAUGUGGUUGGAUGUAUGUGGAUGUUCAUGAGUUUGGAUUGGAUAGGAUUGGAUGGUGGGGACUACAUACUAGGAUUGGAUUGGAUGUUAAUGUGAUAUCAACUGGAUGUUAAUUGGAUAUUGUUAGAUGGAUUUUGGAUGA
Molecule: messenger RNA, 1096 nt
Organism: Panicum virgatum (switchgrass)
Lineage: Eukaryota; Viridiplantae; Streptophyta; Magnoliopsida; Poales; Poaceae
Exons: 1
Coding region: 23-865 (280 amino acids)
Source: RefSeq, a predicted model, not a curated record